AUGUCUACCAUCAGCAGAACGAUUCGCAACCUGCGCAAGGUUGGCUUGAAGGAUGCCUGGCACCAAAUGAACUAUAUCGGCGACACCAAAGCCGGCACCCUCGUAGGCGUCGACAAGUUCGGCAACAAGUACUUCGAGAACCAGGAGGAACUUCCUCUCCGCACGCGCUGGGUCGACUACGCCAAGCACGACUACGACCCCUCGCACAUCGAGCCGCUCUGGCACGCCUGGAUCUCGUACGCCAUCGACACGGUGCCCACGCAGGAUCCCAUCGUGACCCAGGCGCCCAAGAGGCCUUGGGCCCCGCAGGUGCAUCACCCCAACUAUACCAUGACGCCGGGGGCUUUUAAGACUUAUAAUACUGUCAAGCCCAAGCUUCAGUCGUGGGAGCCUGUUGCUGCUCCUAGACGCUAA
Molecule: messenger RNA, 414 nt
Organism: Neurospora tetraspora
Lineage: Eukaryota; Fungi; Ascomycota; Sordariomycetes; Sordariales; Sordariaceae
Product: NADH ubiquinone oxidoreductase subunit NDUFA12-domain-containing protein
Exons: 5
Coding region: 1-414 (137 amino acids)
Biological process (GO): mitochondrial respiratory chain complex I assembly; response to oxidative stress
Cellular component (GO): membrane
Source: RefSeq, a predicted model, not a curated record